UCGAUCAGCAACUGUUCAAGGGUGGAGUCUGGCGUCGUUGUACGCGUUAUGCCUGGCGCUUUUAAGUGAUUUUACUUGUUAAUGGGAGAAAAAAACGUCCAUAAAUUUGGUCAAAUAGUUAGGACGUGACACACCCAUUUAAGCGAAAGUGUCAAGUAACUGAGAUCAGUCAUCACUGGUCACCAUUAGUCAUCACUCGUCAUCACUCAUCAGUGCAGUCGGUUGUAGCCAGGUAAAUAAACAAUGUCGCGUGUAUUCGUUUGCCUUUCUGUGCUUUUCAUCUUUAGCAUCGCCAUUCAAUUCGGCGAAAAUAAUACCACCCAAACCGAAUGUGAUGGAAAUAUUAAAUCUGGUUCCGAUAAAACUCGUAUAUCAGAUUUUGAAGCCAAACGGAAUGAAUUAAAUGUGUUUUUAAAGAAUUGGAACAAAAUCUUUGGGAGAUCCAAUGAUGAAUUGCAACCUAAUGACGACGAACAAGAAAUUGUUAACAAACUCUAUAAUAUGUUUGACGACUUCAUUUGCUUCAUGUCAGGAACAGAGCGGUGUAGCAGCAAUUUUGCGCGUGAUGAGACCGAUUUUGAUUUUUUCGAAGAUACACAAGCUUGUUGCAGAGCGCACCAUAAUUGCCAAAGCAAUCUCUCAGCUGACGAAACGGAGGUCAUUAUUAUCAGUAAUGGUAAUGUCAUAAGGACUGCUUGUGCUUGCGAAAUCCCUUUCCAUAUGUGUUUGAGAGAAGCCUCUGGACCGAUUGCCCGGGUGAUGGGAUUUAUAUACUUCAGUAGAUUGAAACUGCAGUGUUUCCGUUGUAUACACCCAACGGAAGAUUGCGACCCUGACAAAGACCGUACUGAAUGUAAAGGUCACUGCAAGAGAUACCAAUGGAUUAACAGUCCUGAAUUUUUCUUGUAAUAAAUAUUUUUCCAAACUGAAAAUUUUUAAUUUUAAUAUCUUAAGAACUAAUCCUAGGUGUAAGUCUUUUAAGAUCUUUUAAAAAUCUUCAACUCUCUCAUAAUUUUUGACAUAACUUUCUUUAAUCUUUGAUAUUGUUUUACAAUUUUAUUUAGAAUGGAUAUUCAAAAUUUAAAAAAUACACAUAAUAACUUUUAAACUAAGUAGAUAAGAAAAUAACUAAAUGUAUUCUUUUGAGGAGCUAUUAGUGUGCGUAAUGUACUAAAACUUUAUGUUAAUAUAUGUAUUGUAUUUAUACAAUAUAAAUAAAAUAGAUCUUGACUCCAA
Messenger RNA from Monomorium pharaonis (pharaoh ant), 1236 nucleotides. RefSeq names its product phospholipase A2-like. Gene Ontology annotation, molecular function: A2-type glycerophospholipase activity. The record is from RefSeq and is a predicted model, not a curated record. Lineage: Eukaryota; Metazoa; Arthropoda; Insecta; Hymenoptera; Formicidae. Gene Ontology annotation, biological process: phospholipid metabolic process; arachidonate secretion. The transcript is spliced from 5 exons. Bases 244 to 909 code for a protein of 221 amino acids.